GAUAUAAGAAAUGAAAAUUGAGCUAAUAUGCAUUCCUUCUCCCUCGAUCAGUCAUCUCAUGGCGACGGUAGAGAUGGCGGAGCGACUAGUUGAUCUAAACGACCACCUCUCUAUCACCGUAAUCAUCAUAUCUUUCAAUUCUAAAAGCACCUCGAUGAUCGCCUCUCUCACCGCUGCAUCCAAUAAACGAAUCCGCUACGAAAUAAUCUCUCGAGGAGAUCAACAACCCACAGAGCUCAAAGCGACUGAUUCCCACAUCCAAAGUCUAAAGCCACUGGUGAGAGAUGCGGUUGCGAAACUCAUAGAUCCGACUCGACCAGACUUGCCUCGUCUUGCGGGAUUCGUAGUCGACAUGUACUGCACGUCGAUGAUCGAUGUCGCUGACGAAUUUGGAGUCCCUAGUUACUUGUUUUACACCUCCAACGCUGGAUUCCUUGGACUUUUGCUUCACAUUCAAUUCAUGUACGACUUAGAGUCAGAGGAUACCUAUGACAUGAGCGGAUUAGAAGACUCGGACGCAGAGUUGGUGGUUCCGAGUUUGAUUAGUCCUUAUCCGUUGAAAUGUCUUCCUUACAUUUUCAAAUCAAAAGAGUGGCUCACUUUUUUUGUAACUCAAGCGAGAAGAUUCAGAGAGACUAAGGGCAUUUUGGUAAAUACGGUUCCUGACUUGGAGCCUCAAGCGUUGAAGUUUCUCUCCAAUGGUAACACUCCACGAGCUUACCCAGCAGGACCACUGUUGCAUCUCAAAAACGAUGCUUGUGAUGAUUCCGUGGACGACAAGCAAUCGGAGAUUUUACAGUGGUUGGACGAGCAACCGCCUAGAUCGGUAGUGUUCCUCUGCUUCGGGAGCAUGGGAGGUUUCAGUGAGGAACAAGCAAGAGAGAUUGCUGUAGCUUUGGAUCGAAGUGGCCACCGGUUUCUAUGGUCUCUCCGCCGUGCAUCUCCGAAUAUAAUGAAAGAGCCUCCCGGAGAAUUCACUAACCUAGACGAGAUUCUCCCGGAAGGGUUUCUUGAUCGGACGGAGGAGAGGGGAAAGAAGUUUAACGCUUUUGAGAUGGUGGAGGAGCUUGGCUUGGCGGUGGAGAUCAAGAAUCACUGGCGAGGAGAUCUUUUGUUGGGGAGGUCGGAGAUGGAGAUUGUGACGGCGGAGGAGAUAGAGAGAGGACUCAUGUGUUUGAUGGAACAAGAUAGUGACGUGAGGAAGAGAGUGAAUGAGAUCAGCGAGAAAUGCCACGUGGCUUUAAUGGAUGGUGGAUCCUCUGAAAUUGCUUUGAAAGAAUUUAUUCAAGACGUAACGGAGAAUUGUAAUUUCUAACGUUUUGGGAUUAUGUUGUAUAAUAGGCCCGAAUACAUGGCUUAUAAUGGG
Molecule: messenger RNA, 1366 nt
Organism: Arabidopsis arenosa
Lineage: Eukaryota; Viridiplantae; Streptophyta; Magnoliopsida; Brassicales; Brassicaceae
Source: the annotation of a GenBank genome assembly